GAAACUAUUCUAAACGUAAUCUGUCAAAUGAUGAACAGUUGUACAGUUUACUAAAAGCUCAUAAACCGAUGAUAGGUAAAGUGAUGUCAGAUAAAGGAAUAGAUCACUUACGGUCUAGUCCGAGUAGGAAUUUUAAGAAUCAUUUUUAUUUUCAAUAUUACAUUCCAUUAAAAUAUUUGAGCAAAGACUAAACAUUCGAUUUUUUGUGAAUAACACAAAAUAGACACGCACCGUUCGUUUUUAAAAUGAGAAAUGCAUGAUGUAUUUAGUCUUCACUUUUUACGAUUGCUUUCUUCUAUUUCUGAAAUAACAUAUCUUUUUAGCUUAGCUUUUACCAGAGCUAUUGUUAUGAAUAAUAAUUUAGAUAUGAACUUGAAAAAAAUCCAUUUCACAUGGUCCGAUCGAGUCGAAAUUUUCACUACUGAAAACCGCUUAAAAGAAACUGAUUCUUUCUGCGUGAUUUUCAGUAUUUUUCGAAUAUCUCGAGAAGGAAAGCAUAUUUUUCGAAAAGAAAUGUAGAACCUGAGAUAGGAUCUGGAGCAUCUGUGGUGAAAAUUUCGACUCGCUCUGACCAUUUUUUCGAUGUGUCAUAAUGUGACUGGUUGAAAAGUGGAAUUUUCCGGAAAACCCAUAGAAGAUCAUGUCAGAAAAUUCUGAGCAAAAAUACGUCGAUUUUCUUUUUCGCUCUUCUAUCCCUAGUGUAAAUUUGAGCUCGAUCGGACGUCCACAUGUGGCAAAAAGGUGAAAAAAGAACCAUUAAAGAUAAGGAAUGACCUACUACCGUAUCAUGCUGCUCAGUCGAUCAUCUCCGAUUUUCUUCGAACUUACAGGCCUAUUUAGAGCAAACAUUUUGAUGAAUUUUGCGAGAACCGCGUCUCUAAAAGUUGUUCCGAUGCUGACAGCGUUUUUGAUUAGGUGAGGGAAUUCCACCACCUUGCUUGAAAUGAAUUACUCACCUGAGAAAAAAAACUACUCAAUUUAUAAAAAAAUUUGUUCGGUCAAAAAAGUUAAAGCUUUUUUUCUUUUUUGGUUAUUAGCUAAACUUUUUUGAGAAAAAAUGUACUCAUAAAUUUUUUUGAGUUGCUCAAUAAAAUUUCCCCCACCUUACCAAAGUUAUAUUGAAAACGCUGGAUGCUGAGAUAUUCAACUUUUACGAAAAGCACUGAAGAGCUGAAAUUCUACGAUAUUGAAAAAUCGUCAACUUCAACUUUGUGGAACUCAGUAACGACUUAGAAGAUCAACCCUGUUGAAAAGAAACGAAAUAUGAGGCUGCCAAUCAUAUUUCCAGCUAAACAGCGUGUUGGAUUGUUUCUGAAAUCAUUCUGACAAUCUCAAGUGUUACAUCAAUAUCUUCAAGAUCAAUCUCGGAUACCUCACGAGCACGUUCUUUAUCGAAUACUUUUCAAAUACUGAUACCAUUCAUUUUUAAUUUCUUAGCAUGCUAUACAUGGAGAUUUAGCAUGUCGAAAUAUCCUAGUUUUUACAAUUGAUGAAAACGAACCAUAUCGUUGUCGUGUCAAACUCACAGAUUUCGGUUUUAGUCGGGGUAGUAAUAUUCAUGCAUCUGUAGCUAUCGGAGCACGAACAGCUAUGAAUAUUGUUCCAGUUCGUUAUACAGCCCAGAAUAUUGAUUUUUCGUCAAUUCUUCGUGAAUAUCAAAAGACAUUUGGUCUGAAAGAAACUGGUACACUUGAUGAGCCAACUAUAGAAUUAUUGAAUACACCAAGAUGUGGCAAUAAAGAUAGCCCUCUAUCAUCAUCAUUGUUAGCGUUAGCCAAUUCUAAAUGGAGGAAAAAUCGUUUGAGAUGGACAUUACGCAAUUCAUCAUCACGAAUUUCGCAUGCACAAUCACUCAAUAUUAUACGAGAUGCAUUUGAACAUUGGAUAAAACAUAUACCAUUAGAUAUAGAACAAGUUUGUACAAUAUGUGAGGCUGAUGUUGUCUUUAAUUUUGGUCCAGUAGAUGGUCCAAGUAGAAUGUUGGCUUAUGCAUAUCUUCCAGAAGAUGGACGAGUGCAUUUUGAUUCAGCUGAAAAUUGGAUUGAAAGGUUCGAUCAUAAUGGUACAAAUUUAUUUCUUGUUGCUGUACAUGAAAUUGGUCAUGCACUCGGUUUAGACCAUACUUUAAAAGACAAACAAUCAAUUAUGUAUCCAACGUAUCAAUUAAUACCAAAAGGUGAUAUUCUACGAAAUAUAGACCGACAAUGGAUUACCGAUAAAUAUGGAGUGCUAGAUUUGUACCUCGGCCGCUUUGAAAUGGACUUUAAACUAUCUCCCAUUGCUAGCAGACUGACAUAG
Didymodactylos carnosus is the source of this 2298-nucleotide messenger RNA. Lineage: Eukaryota; Metazoa; Rotifera; Eurotatoria; Philodinida; Philodinidae. The record is from the annotation of a GenBank genome assembly.